Molecule: messenger RNA, 1995 nt
Organism: Diutina rugosa
Lineage: Eukaryota; Fungi; Ascomycota; Pichiomycetes; Serinales; Debaryomycetaceae
Gene: HRK1
Product: putative serine/threonine protein kinase
Exons: 1
Coding region: 1-1995 (664 amino acids)
Biological process (GO): protein phosphorylation; intracellular signal transduction
Molecular function (GO): protein serine/threonine kinase activity; ATP binding
Source: RefSeq, a predicted model, not a curated record
AUGCCCGACAAACAUAAGCUCAAACUCUUCAGCCAUUUUGGGAAGCACGACAAGGACGACCACGACCACCCGCAGAUCCACCCCCAGGCGCUGGCCCCGCUGCAAAGCAACCCGUCGAAAAAGUUUCUCGGGUUUCACAUCGGCAAGCACGAGCUGCAAGAGCUGUUGGCCCUGCCCACUCUUACCAACCUGAGCGACCCCCAUGCCCGUGUCGGCUCCCCCAAGGUCGCCCCCGUGGCGCACCAGGCCGACACCCGCCCCGCCGAGGUUAGCAAGACCAAUAGCAUGCUGGAGAUAAAGCGGUUUUUCAAUAAGACGCCUAAAUUUAGUUCAGGGCGCCGAGAAGUGCUGCCGCAGUACCUGCUGCCGCCGCCGAUCCCGCCCAACCAGCUGCUGACGCUGUUGGCGACGUUGAUCAACCAGACGCUGACCCAAUUGCUCCACAACGCCCUGCAACUGCACUUGCAGCUGCACAUCAAGGAUCCGUUCAACGACGACAACCUGCCAUACGUCAAGAAGUACGGCAAAAUCGGCAAAGAAUUGGGGCUGGGGGCCGGAGGGCUGGUCAAGUUGAUCACGCGGCCGCUGGACGCUAAGACGUUCGCCGUCAAAGAGUUCCGCCCCCGCCGGUCCACCGAGCUGCUCAAAGACUACACGCGUAAGUGCACCGCCGAAUACUGCAUUGGGCUGACGUUGCGCCACGCCAACAUCAUCAAAACCUUGGACAUCAUCCAGGAAAACAACCGCUACUUCGAGAUCAUGGAGUACGCGCCCAUCGACUUCUUCGGCGUCGUUAUGCUGGGGAAAAUGCUGCGCCAGGAGAUUAACUGCUGCCUCAAACAAAUAUUGGAAGGGGUGCGCUACUUGCACAAUUUAGGGCUCGCCCACCGCGACUUAAAGUUGGACAAUUGCGUCAUCACCAUGGACGGCAUCUUGAAGAUCAUCGACUUUGGUCUGGCGGUAAUCUUCAAGUACCCCUACGACCAGUACGGGCGGGACCUGAUCCAUCCCUGCCACGGGAUCGUCGGGCUGGACCCGUACUUGGCCCCGGAGGUGUUGCGGCUGCCUAACUCAUACAACCCCCAGCCCGUCGACAUCUGGAGUGUCGCCAUCAUCUACUGCUGCAUGACGCUUAAACGGUUCCCGUGGAAGAUCCCCCUGGCAGAGAAGGACAACCUGUUCAUGCUCUAUGAGAUGCCCGACGACCUGUGGCACGACUACUACUUGCUGAACGAGUGCCACAAGUUGUUGUUGCAGCAGCGCAAGUUGAAGAACAUGGUGGUGCGGCUGAAUAAGAAGAAGAAGCUCUUGGCCGCCGACGGCGGUGACGCUCCAGUAGUUGGUGGUGACCCUGAAGCAGCACCGCUAGCACCUGCUGAUGCUACUACGACUACUACAGAGCCAGCUCCUCCAGCGGCAGCAGCUACCGCCGCAGUGACUACGCCCACUCCCGAGCCCGAUGCCGCUAACCCUGACGCCACCGCGCGACCAAAAACCGGCGAAGAACCAUCAGAACUCGACUUACUCCGCCAGGAUAAGACCCUCGAUACCGCCGAGGUGCUCAGCGAAGAGCAAGAACGCGAGAUCGAAGAGCAAUUGAAGGAUAUCGACGUCAAACUCGAAGAAUUCGAGGUGAAAAAGAAGGAGAUGAAGGCGAAGUACGAAGCCGAACGGGCCCGCGAUCCUACGCCCAAACCCGUGGUCGAAGAUAGCAAGAAGAAGACCGCGCACAAGCAGAUCCACGGGCCCUACCGGUUGAUGCGGCUCUUGCCCCACGCGCUGCGACCGAUCAUCCACAAGAUGCUCCAGGUCGACCCGAAGAACCGGGCGCUGAUGGAGGAGAUCUUUGCCGAUGAGUGGAUCUCGGAGAUCCACUGCUGUACGUUAAAGCACCGCGGCCUGGGGGUGGACGACGACGACGAGGUGGUGGUCAAGGGCACGCCGCCGCACGAGCACACGGUGGUGUUGGAGGGCGAGCCCGAGGAGAAGAAGUGA